Molecule: messenger RNA, 967 nt
Organism: Amblyraja radiata (thorny skate)
Lineage: Eukaryota; Metazoa; Chordata; Chondrichthyes; Rajiformes; Rajidae
Product: scavenger receptor cysteine-rich type 1 protein M130-like
Exons: 5
Coding region: 293-967 (224 amino acids)
Biological process (GO): zymogen activation
Cellular component (GO): plasma membrane
Molecular function (GO): serine-type endopeptidase activity
Source: RefSeq, a predicted model, not a curated record
UACAUGUGCUGGACGAGUGGAGAUUUAUUACAAUGGGUCUUGGGGCACAGUUUGUGACGACUCCUGGGAUCUAGACGACGCUAACGUGGUCUGCGGGCAGCUAGGUUGCGGAUAUGCUGUGGAAGAUAAAAUUCCGGGAUUCUGUGGACGAAGUAAAGGCCAAAUUUGGUUGGAUGAAGUAAGAUGCUCGGGUAACGAAUCAUACCUCUGGAACUGUCCCUCCGCACCGUGGGGUCGGCACGAUUGCAGUCAUAAGGAAGAUGUGACAGUGAAGUGUUCUGAACACAAAGAGAUGCGCCUGGUGAACGGAGGCCGGCGGUGUGAAGGGAGAGUGGAAGUGUGGUACAACGGGACAUGGGGAACAGUGUGCUCCGAGAAGCUCUAUAGAGUGGAGGCGGAAGUGAUCUGUAAACAAUUAGAAUGUGGACCCCUCGCAUAUAUUGAAUAUCGCGCCUGGAUAUAUGGACAAGGUUCUGGGCCCAUAUGGAUCGAUAAGAUGAAAUGUAGCUCGCACGAGUCAGCCCUUUGGCAGUGCCAGUUUGACCCUUGGGGGAAACACAACUGUGACCACAGGGAGGAUGCAGGCGUUUCAUGUAAAGAUGCUGAAAUGCCGGAGACAACCCGCGGGAAAGACUGCGUCGGUGGAAAUGAAUCUAAAUCUCGCCGUUUACCAGACUUCUCUCACGAUCUUCUCGUUAAACGUGAAGCCAUGGGACCUUGCAUGGAUCCCAGCUAUGUCUGCCAGUUGAUUCAAAUCUACAACUGCGGGUUGAUGGCGGCAGCAACAAUUGCUCCGGAAGGGUUGACAUAUUAUUCAAUAACCGCUGGGGAACGGUGUGUGAUGACUCCUGAGGUCUCGCCGAUGCCAAUGUCGUCUGCAGACAGUUGGGCUGUGGCUCUGCUCUUUGGACUCCAGGAGCGGCGACCAUUGCCCCGGCCUCAGGUGAUAUCUGGCUGGAUGAAGUGA